GUGCAAGCUCCUGACCCACUCAGACCCUUGGUUCGCGCUAAGCAGUACAUUACGCAGUUCCAAUUAUUUCAUAUUACAAAGUAACGUUUUUGCCUAUGUGCUACUGGCCGUAGACGUUUACGUAAAGCAUGCGUUCACGACAGGUAGCUAGGGACGCUAAACCAACCGCUCAGCAUGAAAAGGACUGACUCUUCUUUAACCUUUUGGACUUCCGUUGCUAUUAUCUUUCAUAAUCAUAGAGUACGUAUUCUUCAUUGAAGUAUCUUGCCUGCGUUGCUGUCCCUUAUUACUGCUGGUGUCCGGCCAUGGUAGCUUCCUUCACCACUCCUGCCCACUAUUUUGGCACUGUAGAAAUCUUGUAAGCCUCAUCGUUGAUGGGACAGUGUUGAGUGCUGAUCUGGGCGGUUAGACUGCAAAUGUCCGAGUCACAAGGAGGAAGCCAGUAUUCGGGUCAGGGAACCAAAGGCCCUGGCCUGAAGCUGAAGCUUAAAGUUGGGGUUCCUGCGCCAGGGCGUCCUGCUGCCCCAACGACCAGCGGACAAGAUGGUCCUCCGGUUGCGACAGGUCCAUCUAGCCAAGCUCCCCAAGCCCCGCCACCGGUGAAUAAGAUACGCUUGAAGCUUGCAAAAUCUAUGGCUGCAGCGGCAGCGGCUGCAGCCGCAGCAGCGGCGGCUUCGGGGCAGGGUGCGGCAUCCACCGCUGCAACAAACUCACCACCACAGACAGGCGGACCGCUGAUUGACGCCGGGCGCAGCCAGACUCCCACCAGAACCGCAUCACCUCCACUACACAGAACGUCUCCACCUGCAGAAGCACCGCAACGAGCUGGCCUUGUCGCAUCUGCUCGCCCAUCCAGCCCUCCUGCUCCAUCCUCUGCCGGAACUGGACGCCUCAAACGACAUCGGCCAAACGUUGACCAGGCCGCCGAUCCAGACGAGCUGAUGGAUGACGUGGACGAGCCAGCUCCCCAGGGACUGCACCGCUUGGCACCAGGGCGCGCAAGUACGACAGGACUCGCAGCCAUGGCCAGCAGCCAACUCCAGGGAGGAGGCGGCCCAGCUCAGACCACCAACGCCGGCCUUGAGGACUUAGAAGACGAUGAGGACGAUCUCGGACCUCGUCGCGGCCGGCAAGCCAACCGCCUGCGUAAGGCCGCGCGUAUAGACGAUGAGGACGAGGAGCAGGAUGAGCAGCAGCAGCAGGGCCCUCCAGCGGCUUUGCAGGCAAGCGGCUUAACACAGCCGCGGGGCCCCCCCGUGCCUCCCUCCCGAGGCGCCACACCUCCGGUGUCCCGAGGCGUGACGCCCUCAACCGCCGGUGCUGCGGCUGGGCGCCAGAGCGCUGCAAGGUCCUCAGCCUCCCCUGAUACCUCCCCCCCUUCCACCGGCGCACCCUUCAGACCGCGGCCUCUGGCGGCUGCGGCGCCGCAGGCGCCGCCUGCAAGACAGGCUGGUGCUGGUGCUGCCGCUGCCGCUGCCGCUGCCGCUGCAGUACCCCCAGGCGUCAGCGGCAGCCGAGCUGGCCGGGUCCAGCCGUCAUCCAAGCCGGCGACGGCUGCCAAGGCAGCGCCAGCAGCAGCAGCAGCAGCCAGCACCCGCAGCGGUCGCAGCCGCAGGCCCGCCAAGCAGUUUGGAGCCGAGGAGUACGACAGUGAUGAGCUGCCGGAUGGGGGUGAUGCGUACGGCAAUCGUGGACAGGACGAGCGGGAUUUUGAGCUGGCACCAGGGGAUGAUGACGAGGAUGAUGAUGAGGAUUACGUGGAUGAUGACGACGAUUACCUGGAUGACGAGGACAGGGGGCGAGGUGGUGCUGCUAGGCAGCGACGCGGAGGAGGUGGGGGUCGUACGGCAGGAGGAGGAGGAGGCAGAGGAUUCGGCGGCGGGCGUGGUGGCGGAGGCGGCGGCAGCAACUGGGCCAUGCGCGAGCGGGCGCUAGGCGGCGACCCAGAUGGAGUGCCGUACGACACGGAUUUCUCCGCGCUGCAGCUCAAGCCCGACCACAGUAACCGGCCGCUGUGGGUGACUCCGGACAACCGCAUCUUCCUGGAGACCUUCUCGCCCAUCUACAAGCAGGCGUACGACUUCCUCAUCGCCAUCUCUGAGCCCGUGUGUCGCCCGGAGGCCAUGCACGAGUACCAGCUGACGCCGCACAGCCUGUACGCGGCGGUGUCGGUGGGGCUGGAGACGGAGACCAUCAUCAGCGUGCUCAACAGGCUGUCCAAGGUGCAGCUGAGCGAGGAGACCAAGGCCUUCAUCCGCGACAGCACCGCCAACUACGGCAAGGUGAAGCUGGUGCUGAAGCAUAACCGCUUCUACGUGGAGUCGGGCUACCCGGAGGUGCUCAAGCGGCUGCUGAGGGACAAGGUCAUCCAAGAGGCGGCAGUGGGUGGCGGCAUCAUCCAGCGCAGUCGGGCCCUACGUGAGCAUGCGGCGGCCAACAUCACCACCGCAGUAGACCUGGCGGAGGAACCGACAACUGCCGCUACAGCUGCUGACGGCGGCGGCGGAAAGGGAGUUGGCGGUGGUGGAAAGGGCGGUGGCGGAGGUGCCGGCUGGGGCGGUGGCAAGGAGACGGCGGACGUCGGCGCCGGUGGCAAGGGCUGGAAGGGGG
Messenger RNA from Astrephomene gubernaculifera, 2610 nucleotides. The record is from the annotation of a GenBank genome assembly. Lineage: Eukaryota; Viridiplantae; Chlorophyta; Chlorophyceae; Chlamydomonadales; Astrephomenaceae.